UUGGAGAGGUUUCAGGUUGUUGGCACCAAAACAGCAACACCCCCUUCCCCCUUUUCCCAGCCAGCAAGACCAGGACGAAGUCACAAAGGGCACGUUCUAGAAAUUAAACCCCCCCCCCCCCCUUGAACGUCAGGGAGAGAAAAAUAAUAAUCAUAAUCAUCAUUGCAGUAUCUACUACCCAGGGAGAUUUUGUAGGGGUAAAAACACAUGGCUGCGGCAGGAUCAAGCGGCGGCGAGGAAGUUUUGCAAAACUCUGCAAGAAGAGAGCGGAAGCGAAGAAGCGGCAGAAGAUCCAGAGAUCAGGAUCCAGAUGUCCGUCUGUCCAAAGCGCUCUCGUAUGCUUUGCGCCACGGGGCAGAGAUCCUCAGCCUCCACAUGUCCUCUGAUGGCUUUGUCGACCUGGGGGAGAUUCUUCGCUUGCCCCAAUUUAAGGCCUGGUCCGAGGAGGACGUGAAACGCGUCGUGGAGACGAACGAAAAACAGCGUUUUGCUCUGUGCCGACAUCCAUCCAGUGGACACCUCCAGAUCCGUGCGAACCAAGGGCACUCGAUACAGGUUCCCGAACUGGAAUUAACUCCGCUGCAGGACCUGCAAGAUUUCCCAGAGACCGUGGCUCACGGCACACUUCUGCGCCACUGGCCAGCCAUUCGUCAGCGUGGCCUGUCUCGCAUGGGGAGGACACACAUCCAUUUAGCCCCCGGAUUGCCAGGGGACGGGGACGUCCUAAGUGGGAUGAGAAACAGUUCUGAAGUGGCCAUAAUCCUUGAUAUUCCCAAGGCGCUGGCAGAUGGGAUCCCUUUCUUCCGCUCGGCUAACGGAGUCAUCCUGAGCCCAGGCAACGCAGACGGGCUGCUGCUUCCCCGAUACUUCAGCAGAGCACUGCAGCUUCGACCUCGUCGCGUCCUUCUGCCUCUUGAGUGACCGUUCCCGACAGGGAUCUCUUCCCUUCCUUCCUUUCGUCCCAGAGACACCCAUGGAUCACAUACGUGUGUCUCUUUGAACACGUCACUAAACCAGGAACCUCACUAUUCGAAUUAAAACAGGUGUCAACUUUCUCUUUUUCUCCUCCCCGUGGGAAAUAUAUCUCCAGUCCCAUUCAGGUAGCCUUCGACCUUGGACCCUAACGGAGCCUAAAAUUCCUGUGGCUAAGCGAGGCGGUUAAGUGAGUUUUUCCCCAUUUUACGACCUUCCUUGCUACAGUUGCACAGUGAAUCAUGACAACCUCGCGUUGACGACCAUCACAACGCACACGACCCCCCCCUGGGCACGUGAUCUCAAUUGGGCGCUUUGGCCACCGGCUUGCAUUUGCAAACAGUUGAUGUGUGUCCUACAAUCCCACGGCCACAAUACGUGGCCCUUUUAUAAUAACAGUUUUCGGAAAAAAAAAUAAAAAUGGAACAAUCGGUCCGCACUUUUGAUGAUGGAAUUUGCUUAUUGGCCACCAUAAAAACAGCCCUAAAAAUUCAGGUCUGGCUUGGCUUCCAACUGCAACGACUGAGGGUGGAAAUUUUGGUCUCAAUUGUGGUCGUAAAUCGAGGACUACCUGUAAAUGGGGGGAAGUGGGUACAUGAAACUGCCUCCUCCCAAUCUAGACAAACCCUGAGAAAGAAUAUUCACGUUGGGAAGGAAGCAUUUUUGUGAAAAAUCCUCUUUAUAGCCUCUCGAAGACGGUUAACACAAAAGCACUCAACACAAUCCACAUACAC
This is a messenger RNA of Pseudonaja textilis, 1706 nucleotides long. RefSeq names its product tRNA phosphotransferase 1 (gene TRPT1). Gene Ontology annotation, biological process: tRNA splicing, via endonucleolytic cleavage and ligation. Gene Ontology annotation, molecular function: tRNA 2'-phosphotransferase activity. NCBI's taxonomy places the organism in Eukaryota, Metazoa, Chordata, Lepidosauria, Squamata, Elapidae. The record is from RefSeq and is a predicted model, not a curated record.